This is a messenger RNA of Eurytemora carolleeae, 2912 nucleotides long. Its product is annotated as probable C-mannosyltransferase DPY19L1. The transcript is spliced from 23 exons. The record is from RefSeq and is a predicted model, not a curated record. Gene Ontology annotation, cellular component: nuclear inner membrane. Gene Ontology annotation, molecular function: mannosyltransferase activity. Lineage: Eukaryota; Metazoa; Arthropoda; Copepoda; Calanoida; Temoridae. Bases 378 to 2453 code for a protein of 691 amino acids.
AUCUACUAUAAAAAAGCAAAGAAUGUAUUUGCUGAAGAAGGAAGUUCACAGGCAGAUGAAGGUUAAGGGAGAUUACAAGGGUUGGUACACUCACGAGCACUCAGCUGAGUAUCUCCGUAUGUCGAUGGCAAACAACAAGCAGAAUAUUGAAUCAAACAACUUCCGAGAUUAGAACUGUAGAAGAGAAUCUUAACGGGAUUGUUCAGAUAUUUAACAUGACUAUGAUGUAAUUUACAAUAGAAUAAGUACCCCUUCACGGUGUGAUACAUUAUCAUUAUUUUAAAUUUUUUAAUCAAUCUCUAAAUGUAGAUUUAUAUGUAUAAACAAAAUAACAUCCAACCUUUUCCCUUUAGUCUAUUUAGGUUGUUUCAGACAAAAUGGUGAAAGAAAAGAAGAAAAAGAUUCAUGUAAAAUUAAAUUUAAAAGAGGAGGAGCCCCACUGGAGUACCGGAAAUAAAUGUCUGGUUGUUCUGUUAGCAAUUGUACUUGGAGGGGUAAACCACUACCACGUGUCCUCGUUGUUCGAGAAUGAUCGACAUUUUAGCCAUUUGUCAAAUAUGGAGAGAGAAAUGACUUUCAGGACUGAGAUGGGUCUGUACUAUUCUUACUUUAAAACUAUUGUUUCCUCUGAAUCAUUGACUCAGGGGGUUUAUAAACUUUACAGGAAUAAUGUGACUGAGUAUCCGGAUACAAUAAACACACUCAAGAGGUUUAACUUGUAUCCAGAGUUAGUGGUCGGAGCCCUCUACAGAGGUUUUAACAAUCUAGGACUGUUAAGUGAAGUUUGCUGGACAGUGAAUAGAGGAAAGGAUUUAGAUCCUGUUCAGAGCUGUGAAGGAUUAAAGGAUCCUCCCCACUUUUAUCUUGCCUUUGUAUGGUUGUGUGCUGGUGCUACAGUUUCAAUUCUCUUUAUUCUUGGAGUAUAUUUAUCAGAUUCUAUUAUGGGAGGUCUUCUUGCUUCCUUGUGUUUCUUUUUCAACCACGGCGAAUGCACCCGAGUAAUGUGGACUCCGCCUCUUAGAGAGAGUUUUGCUUUUCCUAUCUGCCUUCUACAGAUUUUGUCUGUCAGUAUAACCACAAGAUCAGUUUGUCCGAACUGGAAGAAUCUGUUCUCUACAGCGUUCUCUACUUCCGCCUUUAUACUCUGCUGGCAGUUUGCACAGUUUAUGCUGUUUACACAAUGUGCGGCAGUCUUCUCUUUAUACAUCUUGGGUUUACUGCAUAAAGAUGUAUUCUCUAGUAUUAUAGUUUCACUGUUGAUAGGAUUGUUACACUCUGUAGCCCUGAUGUUUGGUAACGAGAUGUUGUUCUGCUCCUGGUUCUUCUCCUCUCUGCUCUCCUCCCUUCUCCUAGUCCUACUCCUGGAUGGAGUGCUCAACCAUCUUCCUUCUCUUCUACGGGUUCCUACUCAGGGUGUUCUAUUUCUUGUUCUGACAGUUGGAGCAAAACUCGCUUUAUCUAGGUUGCUUCUAGUCCAGGAUGAUGCGCAUGUUUUUGAAAUUUUCAAAUCCAAGUUUUCUGAUUUCAAAAACUUUAACACUCAGCUGUAUACAUGUGCUGCAGAGUUUGAUUUCUUGGGUUGGGAGAUGCCCUACAAGAUCAGUUUGACCCUGCUACUACCAGCAGCUGUUGUAGCGGUCAUUCUUGUCGUUCUUCUAUUAGCAAGGGCAAUGAAAUCAGUAUUUGACGGGUCAAAAGAGGUUAUAACCGUGGACCCUGCUGUUGUUUACAAUGUGCUGCAAGCUGUUGCCUACGCUGCUCUAGCAAUUAUGAUCAUGAGACUGAAACUGUUUCUAACUCCUCAACUAUGUAUUCUAAGCUCCCUGCUUGCAUCUCCCACCCUCAUCAGCUCAGCUCUACCAACCUGUAGCAAACUUAACUCCAGGGAGUUACAAACCGGUUUUAUUGUUGUACUGCUGGCCAGUAUGGGUGUUAAGGGUGCACAAAAUAUUAAAGAACAGUGGAACAUUAUUGGAGAGUAUUCAGAUCCGCAGUUAGAGGAGAUGUUUGAAUGGAUAAUGAAGAAUACACCGACAAAUGCUGUUUUCGCGGGACCUAUGCCGACAAUGGCAAACCUACUGCUAUCCACUGAGCGACCAAUUGUGAAUCAUCCUCACUACGAGGAUGUCGGUUCGAGGGAGAGAACCAAGACAGUUUACUCGGUCUUCUCCAGGAAGGAGGUCGAGGAGGUUUAUAAACUCCUGGAGGAUAUCAAGGUUGAUUAUCUGGUCCUAGCUAGGAGCUGGUGUUUAAGUAUAGAACGUGGUGGAUGUGCUAUACCGGAGCUCUGGGAUCUAGAGGAUAUUCAGAAUAUUCAGAGGCCUGCUGUGUGCCCUGUUCUCUGGAAAGAUGGAAAACCAUUCAAGAAAGUUUUCCAAAAUCAAGAUUAUAAAAUCCUUCAAAUACGUAGAGCACUUCAUAUCAGUCCGAAACCUCAUUCAGUAGAUAGAUAGAUAGAUGAAUAAGUCACAACAUUCCUAUUGUGGGCUUUCUGUUUGAUUCGGUUUUAUCUUUGAAAUAUGCAAGUUUUUAAAUUAUUUAAAAUUAUAAGCUCUACUUUGCAUUUAUUACAAUAUAAUAAAUGUUGAUAGUUGACUCUGACAGAGCAUGCAAUUUUAAAGUACUUUAAUAUUCGUAAAAUUGGAUAGAAUUGGAUCAAGUAGAAUGUCCUUUUUGUCUAACACUUUACCCACAAAUAAGAGAAAAAAGAUCUUGCCAAUAUUUCUACUUGUGAAAAGUCAGUGAUCCUUAUACUAAUGUAAUCUGUAUCAUUCCACAAUUUAGUUUAAUUUGAAACUAUUUUGAUAUAAUUUUAUUAAUUUAUGAGUACUUCAAAAAUUUACACUUUUUUAUCUCAAUUGUUAACACAAAUAUCUGGUGAGUUUUGUUUACAAAUAUAUAUAUAUCGUUCA